AUGCCUGAGCUCCUCGAGUUUCAUGGAUUUCAGGGAACUCCUUUAUCUGAUGACUCUGCUGUUUCAUCGUUAGAAGAAAAGACAAAGCAUUGCCAUGGCCUAGAUGGAGUGAACUCUCCAUUCUCCAUAGGCUCGUUGGGUAGUGGAGAUGUAAUUCUAACUCCCCAACUCGAUUCUAGCUUCGAUAGACAAGCUGGUGCAUCUUGGCUACAAGUUGAUGAUACUUGUCCGACGAAGAGGGAUGCUGAAAUCUGCAACAUUGAUUGGUCAAAAUCUAGUAAGAAUUCUGAGCUCAAUGUUGAUGCAGUGACUGAUCACGUUUCAAUUAAUGGUUUUGGAUCUACUGAAUCUGUAAUGAAGGAACAUGGAACAGAUGACAAAACCAAGGGGGUCCUCCCUUUUCAGUCACCAUGUUCAUGUGCAGAGUCCAUAAGCACCAAUGAAGAUGGUCUUGGCUGUGGUUCUGGUGCAAAGUCACAACUCCAACAUAAAGAUGAUGUCUCUGCAACGAAAGAAGCUUGGGAUGAUUAUAAUAGAUAUUUGUCUGAUAAGAAGGCAAAUGAGAAAGAAGUUUGGGUUGUUAAGAACGGGAUCAAGAAACAUAUUCAAGCGCAAGAUAUCUGUGUUGGUAAUACAGUGUGGCUUCGUGAGAACGAUGAAGUGCCGUGUGAUCUUGUUUUGAUCGGUACCUCGGAUCCUCAAGGCAUUUGUUAUGUAGAGUUGCUUGCCCGCAGUAAGUAUGGAAAGCACAGCAUUAUCAUUAAUGUAGAUGUUAAAGGUUCUUUUGUUUACAUUGGAGUGAUGGGUGGAUGUUCCAUUGUUGGAGAGAUAUCUUUUUCUACAGCUGCUCUAGAUGGUGAAACUGAUUUGAAGACGAGGGGUGUUAUUGAAUGCCCCAAUCCAGAUAAGGAUAUCCGACGAUUUGAUGCAAAUUUACGCUUGUUUCCUCCAUUUAUUGAUAAUGAUGUAUGCCCAUUGACCAUAAAAAACACAAUUCUUCAGUCAUGCUACUUGCGCAACACUGAGUGGGCUUGUGGAGUUGCUGUCUACACAGGCAAUGAGACUAAGCUCGGUAUGAGUAGGGGUAUACCUGAACCUAAGCUGACAGCUAUGGAUGCCAUGAUUGACAAGUUGACAGGAGCUAUAUUUGUUUUUCAAAUAGUGGUUGUUCUGGUUCUAGGCGUGGCUGGGAAUGUCUGGAAGGACACAGAAGCUAGAAAGCAAUGGUAUGUUUUAUAUCCAGAUGAGGGUCCUUGGUAUGAACUACUAGUGAUCCCUCUACGGUUUGAGCUUCUCUGUUCCAUCAUGAUACCCAUAUCAAUUAAGGUAUCUCUGGAUCUUGUGAAGAGUUUAUAUGCAAAGUUCAUUGAUUGGGACUGGGAGAUGAUUGACCUAGAAACUGGUACUCCAUCCCAUGCUGCAAACACAGCAAUAAGUGAGGAUCUUGGACAAGUUGAGUACAUUUUGACUGACAAAACUGGAACCCUCACUGAAAAUAAAAUGGUUUUUAGAAGAUGCUGCAUCGGUGGCAAUUUUUAUGGGAAUGAGACUGGAGAUGCUUUGAAAGAAUCAUCCUCUCGCCAUAUUUCCAUUUGGAUUUCUGGCUAUGUAAAGAGUGAUUUUGUUUUGGAGAAUGCUUAUGUAUUCUUAACUCUAAUUGUCACUGGGAAACUGACUGUACUUCUGAGAAAGGGAAUGCAAUAUAAGCAACUGCUAAAUGCCAUUUCUAGUGGAUCUCCUGAUGUUGUUCGGUCUCUUACAGUCAUGGCGAUAUGCAAUACUGUUGUACCUGUCCAAAGCAAAACUGGAGCUAUCUUGUACAAAGCACAAUCUCAGGAUGAGGAUGCUCUUGUUCAUGCUGCUGCUAAGCUAAACAUGGUUUUUGUCAAUAAAAAUGGAAAUAAUCUUGAGCUUAGAUUCAAUACUUCAGUAAUUCAGUAUGAAGUACUGGAAACUCUGGAGUUCACUUCUGAUAGGAAAAGAAUGUCAGUAGUGGUGAGAGAUUGCCAGAAUGGAAAGAUUUUGCUUUUGUCAAAGGGAGCUGAUGAAGCAAUUCUUCCUUAUGCUUCUGCUGGACAACAAACAAGGAUAUUUAAUGAGGCCGUGGAACAAUAUUCUCAAUUGGGGCUGCGCACGUUAUGCCUGGCUUGGCGGGAAUUAAAAGAAGAUGAAUAUGAGGAGUGGUCUUUUAUGUUUAGAGAGGCCAGUAGUACUUUGGUUGAUAGGGAGUGGAGAAUAGCUGAGGUCUGCCAAAGAUUAGAACAUGAUCUUGACGUUCUUGGAGUUACUGCCAUAGAGGAUCGUCUACAGGAUGAUGUCCCAGAAACUAUUUACACUCUAAGAAAAGCAGGAAUAAAUUUUUGGAUGCUUACUGGAGACAAGCAGAAUACAGCCAUACAAAUUGCUCUCUCAUGCAACUUUAUUUCACCAGAGCCAAAAGGUCAGCUUCUGUUAAUUGAUGGAAAAACUGAACAGGAAGUUGGUAGAAGCUUAGAGAGAGUUUUACUUACAAUGAGGACAACAGCAUCAGAACCAAAGGAUGUUGCAUUUGUUGUUGAUGGCUGGGCUCUUGAAAUUGCACUCAAGCAUUACUGGAAAGCAUUUACUGAAUUAGCAAUAUUAACAAGAACUGCUAUCUGUUGCCGUGUGACACCAUCUCAAAAAGCACAGCUUGUACAGAUCUUAAAAUCAUGUGACUAUAGGACUUUGGCAAUUGGCGAUGGUGGGAAUGAUGUGAGAAUGAUACAACAAGCUGACAUUGGGGUUGGCAUUAGUGGGAGAGAAGGACUGCAGGCAGCCAGGGCCGCUGAUUAUAGUAUUGGAAGAGUCUCUGGGACCAGUCUUUUCAAUUCUGUUAGCUUGAUGGCUUAUAAUGUUUUCUACACUAGUGUACCUGUUCUAGUUAGUGUCCUUGACAAAGAUCUUAGUGAAGAGACUGUAAUGCAGCAUCCACAAAUUCUGUUUUACUGCCAAGCUGGGAGGUACUCUUAG
Molecule: messenger RNA, 2991 nt
Organism: Dovyalis caffra
Lineage: Eukaryota; Viridiplantae; Streptophyta; Magnoliopsida; Malpighiales; Salicaceae
Source: the annotation of a GenBank genome assembly